Cavia porcellus (domestic guinea pig) is the source of this 2883-nucleotide messenger RNA. RefSeq names its product liprin-alpha-1-like. The coding region runs from base 16 to 1143 and encodes 375 amino acids. The transcript is spliced from 10 exons. Gene Ontology annotation, molecular function: protein binding. The record is from RefSeq and is a predicted model, not a curated record. Gene Ontology annotation, biological process: synapse organization. Lineage: Eukaryota; Metazoa; Chordata; Mammalia; Rodentia; Caviidae. Gene Ontology annotation, cellular component: presynaptic active zone.
AGGGGCGCUGAGUGGAUGAUCGCCUUCAGCGGUCUGAGGCGAACUCUACUGCAAGGAAGGGAGGCGUGGGAGUCGAGCAGUGGAGGCGGAGCCAGCUUUGGGGGCAAGAUCGCCACGCCUGAGUUGCUGGAGGAAGCCCAGAGGCAAGGCUUACCAUUUUCACAGUGGGACGGGCCAACCGUGGUUGAAUGGCUGGAGCUCUGGGUUGGGAUGCCUGCUUGCUAUGUGGCUGCCUGCAGAGCAAAUGUGAAAAGUGGGGCCAUCAUGUCAGCUCUGUCAGACAGACAGAUCCAGCAAGAGAUUGGCAUCAGCCACCCUCUGCACAGACUGAAGCUGCGGCUGGCCAUCCAGGAAACCCUGUGGCUCACCAGCCCUUCGGCUCCACCCACAUUGAAAAAGACACUUGCAUAUGGGGACAUGGACCACGAGUGGAUUGGCAAUGAGUGGCUGCCCAGCCUGGGCCUACCUCAGUACCGAAGCUAUUUCAUGGAGUGCCUUGUGGAUGCUCGGAUGCUGGACCACCUGACCAAGAAAGACCUGCGGGGGCGGCUGAAAAUGGUUGACAGUUUUCACAGGAACAGCUUCCAGUGUGGACUUAUGUGCCUGAAAAGGUUAAAUUAUGAUCGGAAAGAACUGGAAAGAAGAAGAGAAGAAAGUCAGGAUGUAGUUAAAGAUGUGCUUGUUUGGAGCAAUGAUCGAGUGAUUCGCUGGGUCAUAUCCAUUGGCCUUAAAGAAUAUGCAAACAACCUCAUAGAGAGUGGGGUUCAUGGCGCACAGCUGGCCUUAGAUGAAGCCUUCGAUUACAACACAUUGGCCCUGUUGUUACAGAUCCCGACAGAGAACAGAAAGGCUCGAAAUGUCUUGGACAAAGAAUUUGCCGACCUUUUGGUCCUUGGGACUGUCAGACGUUUUGAUGUUGAGGAUGACAAACACUUUAGGAGAGCACCUUCAUGGAGAGAGAAGGUUAGAGAAAAGGCCAUUCACGGCGUGGCAACUGGGUCAUCAGAGACACUCCCUGCAAACUUCCGAGUCUCUUCUUCCAAGUCUUCCCGCUCUGUGCAGCCCAAUGAGAUCCAGAUGGAUGGCAGUGUAUCAGAAACACAGAAGUUGGAUUCUGCGACAACCAGGACUUCCUCCUGUUAAGCCUCCUGUUGUUUUCCUGAACUACUUCUACAGAUGAUAUGCAGCAUUUGGAAUCCAACAGAGACUACAUUUUUUAAUUCAGUCGAAUCGCUAUCUGUUAAUACUUGUUAUAUGGAGUCCUAAGAUAUUUUAUAACAGAGUUUUUAAUUAGUGAAAAAUUCAUCAAUAACAUAGAGAAAAUAUUUUAGAAUUUAAUGUUUCUUCUAUUUUUGUAAACUUAGGACUUUUCAUUUAUAUAGUUACUUACUUUUUCAUCUAUGUUUAGAUAUCUCUGGAAGCAAUUCAUGUUCUUAUAUCUAAUUUUAGUCUUUCAAAUGAAUGUACUGUAAUGCUUGUAUGUAUAAACCGUAUGAACAAAUACACGGCUUUUGUAAAUUGUGCACAUAUUGUAAUUAUUACUAUUUAACUUUUUAAUGAUAAGCCAUCCCUGAAAAAAUUAGUUUACUACACUUUUUUUUUUAAUUUUGUUACUUUUUUUUUUUUUUUUUGGUCUUUUUCCUUUUUAUUGGUACCAGGGAUCGAACUCACGACUGCCUGCUUCCAAGGCAGGUGCUUAUGCCGCUGAGCUAAAUCCCCAGCCCCUUUUUUUGUCUUUUUUGUUUUUAUCGGCACUAGGGAUCAAACUCAGGACUGCCUGCUUGCAAGGCAGGUGCUUAUGCCACUGAGCUAAAUCCCCAGCCCAGUUUACUACAUUUAUAAAAUUGUUGUGACAUAAGCAAUGUGCAUUAUCCUUCACCUUGCUCUACAUCAGUCAUUUUAAAAUCAGGAGACUUCAUUCCAAGCAGUUGUCAUAUUUUGAGGUUGACUGACCUUAACUGUUCUUUUUUUAGCAAGAAAUCAGAGUCUAAUAAAGUCGGGACUGAACCGUUGCACCAGAGCACUAUAGAACUUUCUUAGCACUGGUUCCCUUUUCCCCAUCCUGUCUCUGGACUUGGGGAGCUUGUCUUCAGAGACUUGACCAGAAGCCAUGAGCUUGGAGCUGCUCUCAGCAGGGCUGGAGUGGCCAGGGGUGGACCCCAGCCUGGCACCUUCCCUGCCUCUUUCCUGUGAGCAUGUGGAAGGUGCCUCCAGCUAUUCUUAGAGGACCAAUCACUGAGCACUGUGCUCACAUCUCACAGACAUUGGUGCAUGAGCAGAUGAGAGCAGGAAACCCUGAAAAUAAAGUUGUACAACUCUAACUAAUCAAGGCCUUAUUUUUCAUAUGUCAGUCACCUUUUUACAUUGGUUUAUAAACAUGUUUCAACUAGUCAUACAUUUUUAGAUUUUGAUGACAUAGCCAUUUUGGAUUGAACAAGUAGCAAAAGCAACUUGCUUUUCACUGGCAUAUUAAAAAGCCAGCAAGGAAGGAGUCAGAUCAGGGUGCAUGUUAUUUAUUGUGCAACUGAUACAUGGGUAGAGGCAGCAUGCCUUUUUAAUUUAGUUUAUGCAGGGGCUGGGGAUUUAGCUCAGCGGCAUAAGCGCCUGCCUUGCAAGCAGGCCGUCGUGAGUUCGAUCCCUGGUACCGAUAAAAACGAAAAAGACAAAAAAAAAAAAAAAAAAGAAAAAAAAUAAUUUGGUUUAUGCAUACAAUUCACUUGUACAAUCCAUAUUACUGCCCUUUUUCUAUUAAUUUUUGUGGAAUUUUCUGAGUAUGUAACAAAGUAUACAGUCAUAUACAUAUAUAUACUUUUGAACUAUUUUAAUCACAGUAUUAUUUAUUGCUUUCUUUCAAUAAAGUUCUGAAUCAUUUUUCACUGCCAA